CCGUGUGGGAGUAAAGAUUCGGAUUAUGACAGAUACCUCCGAAUCUUCACACAUGUAGAACAAAGAAACAGAAAGUUGUUGUACUCAUUCCGUACUGUCGAAUCGACCUAAUAUGACUUCAACUCGAACAGUGGCAGCCUGGCUUGCCACCUUUGGUCUUCUUUUAUUUUCCGUUCUUGCCCAAGAUUAUACCUGUAGCCCCACCAAGCCAUGCGCGAUAGGAUGCUGUUCAAAUGGAGGUGUUUGUGGACUGGGACCUGUCUUUUGCGCCGCAGAAAAUUGCACUUCCAGCUGUGGCUACAAGAGCGAAUGUGAUCCUGGAUGGGGUAUGCAAUGGAGUAACGCCUCAACGUGUCCGUUAAAUGUCUGCUGCAGUGCUUUUGGAUUUUGUGGAAGCACUGCCGACUUUUGUGGCGACACAAAGGUUCCCGAACCAUCGUGUAGCGGCAAUUCUGCAACGAACGGUCGUGUUAUCGGAUAUUAUGAAGGCUGGAACUUGGAGAGAUCUUGCAAUACAAUGGCACCAGAAGAUGUAACACUUGGCUACUGGACUCACAUCAAUUUCGCCUUUGCGUAUAUCGACCCGGGUACUUUUGAGAUAGCACCAAUGUCGAACGACGUCGCGGCGUUAUAUCAACGUAUCUCCGCCCUUAAACAGAAACAGAACGGCUUAGAGGUCUGGAUCAGUGUGGGUGGCUGGUCAUUCAACGAUCCAGGCUCAACAGCUACCACUUUUUCAAACCUUGCGCGUUCAACAUCCGCGCAGAGUGCUUUCUUCAAGUCUCUGAUUUCUUUCUUGGUGAACAACAAUUUCGAUGGCGUCGACCUCGAUUGGGAGUAUCCAGUAGCACCGGAUCGAUUCGGAUCUCCAGAUGAUUUUGUUAAUUAUGUCUCGUUUUUGAAGAACCUCCGUGCGGCUUUUGACAACGCGGGGUUGUCGCACAGGUUUGGAAUCUCCCUCACGCUGCCAUCUUCAUAUUGGUACCUCCAAGGUUUCGACAUCGCCGGCAUGGAGCCUAUUCUUGACUGGUUCAACGUUAUGACCUACGACUUGCACGGAACUUGGGACUCUAGCGUCAAGAGCAUUGGAAACAUCGUUCAAGCACAUACAAAUCUCACGGAAAUUAACCUAGCACUUCAACUGCUGUGGCGGAAUAAUAUCGACCCCGCCAAGGUGAACAUGGGUCUGGGCUUCUAUGGUCGAAGCUUCACGCUCACCGAUCCGUCAUGUUCGGCAACGGGAUGCCCAUUCAGUGCCGGCGGUAACGCAGGGCCUUGUACAGCCACUGCCGGGAUUCUAUCAUCUGUCGAGAUUGGGGACGUCAUCAGUGCUGGAGCCACUGUGACCUUGGACAAGGAUGCAGCAGUCAAGAUUGUGACAUGGGGAGGGAACCAGUGGGUGUCGUACGAUGAUGGUGAGACGAUGAAAACGAAGCUUCAAUACGCAAAUUCGAAGUGCUUAGGAGGAACACUUGUAUGGGCGAUGGACCUGGAUAACGGCACGAUGAUAGGAGAUAUGGGAAAGACUAGCAAUAUCUCGAAGAAAGUCGUUACGGGGGACUACAGUGGAUUGUGGUUCUAUUAAACACAGUACGAUGAGUUCAAUCUUGCGAUAGAACAUAUGGACGUAGCAUCAGAUUAUCAUGAAGCAU
Molecule: messenger RNA, 1652 nt
Organism: Pseudogymnoascus verrucosus
Lineage: Eukaryota; Fungi; Ascomycota; Leotiomycetes; Thelebolales; Thelebolaceae
Exons: 10
Coding region: 113-1585 (490 amino acids)
Biological process (GO): carbohydrate metabolic process
Molecular function (GO): hydrolase activity, hydrolyzing O-glycosyl compounds; chitin binding
Source: RefSeq, a predicted model, not a curated record